Gossypium raimondii (Peruvian cotton) is the source of this 1275-nucleotide messenger RNA. RefSeq names its product nuclear transcription factor Y subunit C-2. Gene Ontology annotation, biological process: regulation of DNA-templated transcription. The transcript is spliced from 2 exons. Bases 188 to 1000 code for a protein of 270 amino acids. Gene Ontology annotation, molecular function: DNA binding; DNA-binding transcription activator activity, RNA polymerase II-specific; protein heterodimerization activity. The record is from RefSeq and is a predicted model, not a curated record. Gene Ontology annotation, cellular component: nucleus. Lineage: Eukaryota; Viridiplantae; Streptophyta; Magnoliopsida; Malvales; Malvaceae.
CUUUCUUUUCUUUUUUCUUUAUUUUUUCACAUUAAAAGAAAAAAAAAGCCCUCCCUCCUUUCUGCUUCUCUCUUUGCUUGUAAUUUUGGUUUCUUAGAAGAUUCAGUUGCAAAAAAAUAGAAGAUAAAUUGCAGCGUGGGGUAUUUCAGGAUAGAACAAAGGCAAAGGGAUCUUUUGGGAAAUUACCAUGGACCGAUCUGAGCAAACUGAACAACAGCAGCAGCAGCAACAGCCUGUGAUGGGAGUUGUAGCCGGUACUGGACCAAUGGGUUAUUCUACUGGUCCUUAUCAAGCUGCUCCUGUGGCUGCUUCCGGCACUCCAGCAACGGCGGUCCCUUCACCAACUCAGCCUCAGGCUACUUUCUCUGGUUCUCCGCACCAACUUGCCUACCAACAAGCUCAACAAUUCCACCACCAACAGCAACAGCAACAACACCAACAGCUUCAAAUGUUUUGGGCCAACCAAAUGCAAGAAAUUGAGCAUGCAUCGGACUUCAAGAACCACAGUCUCCCGCUCGCACGGAUCAAAAAAAUAAUGAAAGCAGACGAAGAUGUGCGAAUGAUAUCGGCGGAAGCUCCUGUUAUUUUUGCGAAAGCUUGUGAAAUCUUUGUCUUGGAACUGACCUUACGUUCUUGGAUCCAUACAGAAGAGAACAAAAGGAGGACGCUACAAAAGAACGACAUCGCAGCUGCCAUUUCACGGACUGAUGUCUUUGAUUUCUUAGUUGAUAUUAUCCCGAGGGACGAGUUAAAAGAGGAGGGACUCGGGGUCACCAAGGCCACCAUUCCUUUUGUUGGUUCACCUACCGAUAUGCCAUACUAUUAUGUCCCGCAACAUCCAGUGGGGCAUGCAGGGAUGACAAUGGGAAAGCCGGUUGAUCAAGCUGCAUUGUAUCCCGGCCAACAGCCUCGACCGCCUGUGGCUUUCGUUCCAUGGCCCCAUGGUCAGCCACAGCCACCGCAGCCGCAGCAAUCUGAACAGCAGCAAAGUGAUUCUUGAUUGAGAAGGGAUGAGCCCCAAGACAUGGUAAUGUCUGACACUUCUAAUGGUUGGAAAUUGAAUUUAGCACUGGUUUGUUUGUAGUUAGGUUGUCGUUGUAGGUUUAUGGAGGAGCUGGACUCCGAGUUUAGGCUUUUUAUGAAUGAUAGAAGAUCUCGAAGUAGCUAUGUUUAUGUUUUUAACGGAGGAGCGAUUAGUAUUAAAUAAUAGAUUCUACAACUAAAGCUGAAUACAUUUCUCUGUUAAAUUUAAAUAUGUUUAUUGUUCGUAUUAAA